Molecule: messenger RNA, 1382 nt
Organism: Lotus japonicus
Lineage: Eukaryota; Viridiplantae; Streptophyta; Magnoliopsida; Fabales; Fabaceae
Product: clathrin light chain 1-like
Exons: 3
Coding region: 96-1058 (320 amino acids)
Biological process (GO): intracellular protein transport; clathrin coat assembly; clathrin-dependent endocytosis
Cellular component (GO): clathrin coat of trans-Golgi network vesicle; plasma membrane; clathrin coat of coated pit
Molecular function (GO): structural molecule activity; clathrin heavy chain binding
Source: RefSeq, a predicted model, not a curated record
CGGUGUUCAACUUCCGUCCAAGCAAAGCAAAGCGAUCAAUCACACACUGUACGCAUUUGCAUUUCACCGAUUUCUAGAGAGAGAAACCCGCAAACAUGUCUUCUUCCUUCGAUGCCUUCACCGACGACUUGAACAACGUCAACUCUUCUUCAACUGAUCACUUCACCGCCGCCGAUCAGGACGAUACCUACUCCGGCUACGGCGGUUUCUCCUCCUUCUCCGGCGGAUUCACUGACGGCGAUGUCGCUGUUGAUCACUCCGCUGCGGCGUCACCGGAGAUCUACGGCUUCACUGAUCCGAGUCCUGAUUACUCCCAGUCUCCCUUCGAAUCGGUCACAGUUGAGAACGGGAAUGAAAACGGAAACGGAAACGGAUAUGGUGAUGAAGGUGUGUUUGUCUCCGAUGGUCCAGUGCUUCCGCCGCCUGGUGAUAUGGAGCCGGAAGAAGGUUACGCUCUUCGCGAGUGGCGCCGUCAAAAUGCCAUCUUACUAGAGGAGAAGGAGAAAAGAGAAAAAGAAAUGCGAUUGAAGAUUAUUGAGGAAGCUGAGGAGUACAAGGUUGCUUUCUAUGAGAAAAGGAAGCUAAAUGUUGAGACUAACAAGGUUCAAAAUAGAGAAAGGGAGCAGUUAUUCGUGGCUAAUCAAGAGAAGUUUCACAAGGAGGCAGACAAAGCAUAUUGGAAAACAAUUGCAGAGCUCAUUCCUCGUGAGGUUCCCAGCAUUGAAAAGAAGAGAGGCAAAAAGGAUCAGGAUAAGAAGCCAUCGAUUACGGUUGUCCAAGGCCCAAAGCCUGGCAAACCAACGGAUCUUUCUAGGAUGCGGCAAAUACUGUUAAAGCUGAAACAUACACCACCACCUCACAUGAUUCCUCCACCACCUGCUCCUGCUAAAGACGCCAAAGAUGCCAAAGACACUAAGGAUGGAAAAGAAACAGCGUCCAAAGCAACUGGAUCUGCAGCAGAAGUUGCAUCAGAACCAAAGGAUGCUGCUACUUCUAACGGCACUGCAGAUGAACCCCAGAAAGAAGUCCCUGCCACCGAAGAGCAGCCUGCUGCAUAGUUUUGGUUAUCAUACUUGAGUUUCCUAUUGAUCUUUCUUCUGCUAUCCCUUUUUUCACCUGCGGUCUUUAAUGAGUCUUUUAGUCCUACUAUUAGUUUCUAAUGUUUAUUGCUUGCAUUUUAUUACCAGCAUCAAGGUUUUUAAUCAAUUAAAUCUAUUCUUGGCUAUUAUGACUUGGAGAUUCAAUGAUACUGGGUUUAAAUACACCCUUUUAGACAAAGAGUGUCUUCUCUGUUAACACCACCCCCACCCCCACAACAAAGACACUAUGUAUUGAUUUUUUUUUUUAUCUUAUAUUUGCUAAUUCGGUAUGAUUUUUUCUCC